Molecule: messenger RNA, 1622 nt
Organism: Lycium ferocissimum
Lineage: Eukaryota; Viridiplantae; Streptophyta; Magnoliopsida; Solanales; Solanaceae
Exons: 1
Coding region: 1-1371 (456 amino acids)
Source: RefSeq, a predicted model, not a curated record
AUGUAUAAUGCUGGCAAUAAACCCUUGCCCACCCAAAAUUUGAAUACAGAGCAGAACAUAAAUGAAGUUGAACCCAAAAAUCGACGAAUAACUCAGUUCCUGCGAACUGCUUUUGCUGAUGCCUGCUCAGACCUUCCUCCUCCUAGUGACGGUGCGUUGAAUCACUUCAGCCAUCGUCAUCCUUUGCUUCGACUGCACUUUCGAGCCAAAGAAGGAAUCCGAUGCAAUUUUUGUGAUAUCUUAAUCUCUGGUCUAGGUUAUGGUUGCGAUAAUUGUGAUUAUUACCUUCAUGACGUGUGUAGUAAUUUCCCUAGAGAAAUUCGCCAUGAUUUUCAUCCCGGAUAUAACCACUCUCUUAUUCUCCGACCCUUUAAAGCUGCCCGCCCAGAACAAUUUCUUUGUAGGGCUUGUGGACUUGAGGAUUCUAAGGAUCAUUCUCUGUUCCAAUCAUACUAUUGCUGUGAAUCUUGCAACUUCAGUAUUCACGUUGAAUGUGCUUCUAUACCCAUAACCUUGAACAAAAAAGUGAAAUACCCACUUCAUCUGUUCGUUUCUUUCCCAAUAACAAGUGAGGCUGCUACUCUCUUUUGCUCAAUUUGUACUGAAGAAGUUCCUACUUCGGGCUUCUGGGUAUUUUACAACCAUGAUCAUGAUUACCUCUGUCACUUCGACUGUGCUGCUGUAACCGAAUAUGCAAGGGAGAGUGGUUCCAUGGGUAAACUUCAAAUCCGGCUUCAAACUCUGGCAACCACAAAUCGCCCUCCUAUGCUAGCAGGUCAACCGAAUGCAGUUUUCACGCAUUUCUCUCACCGCCAUGCUCUCAAGGAAUAUAAGUCGGACAAGGCCAUAAAUUGCAGCAUGUGCGGCAUCGAGUUUUCGACAGGGUACUUUUGUAGUGGUUGCAAUUACUUUAUCGACAAGAUUUGCUUCUCCAUUCCAUCCAUGAUACAGCAUGUGUCUCAUCUCCAACACCCUCUCAAGUUAACUUGCUACUUAGAUUUUCAAAAUGAGAAUAUCAAUUGCCCAGGCUGCGAUGCUGAUUUCAAAUACUAUGGCAGGGCGUACUAUUGCACCCAAUGUAAAUUCAUUAUUAAUCGUCAUUGUGCUUCAGCUCCCAGGACCUUGACCUUGGGGGAUAAUGUCUCUUACGAGCUCUUCGAUUCAUUCCCGUUCAAACAUGAGAAGGCAAAGAUUAAAUGCAACAUUUGUUCCAAGAACGUGGUGCCGAAAGGCAAAAUGUUAUACUAUAGUCUGGAGCGUGAUGAAGCUUUGCAUGUUGUUUGUGCUAUCGGAAAAGAAUCUGGCAACAAUGAGGCAAACCAUGACAGGUUAUCAAUUCAACGCUUAAACGAAGUGAGGAUAGCUGAGUAAACCCAACUUAGUUCCUCCGCAAGACGGGAAGUUUCGCAAAGUUGCAGUAUGUAGGUGUUUGUUUUUGGCUGUGUGUUAUGGCUUAGUGUGUUUUGUUUCUUAACUUUUUGUCCUUUUUGUUUUCGGCUGGUGUUCUUGUUUCUGCUAUGUGAUUUUAGUAAUGUGUCUGUUGUUUGUGUUAUCUUGGAAUGUAAACUCUGCUGCCCUUCUUAUUUUGACGGUUAAUCGUAGUUUACUCUGGAUUUUACUCU